Ochotona princeps (American pika) is the source of this 2647-nucleotide messenger RNA. It is a transcript of the gene RINT1, whose product is annotated as RAD50 interactor 1. The record is from RefSeq and is a predicted model, not a curated record. Gene Ontology annotation, cellular component: Dsl1/NZR complex. The transcript is spliced from 14 exons. Gene Ontology annotation, biological process: retrograde vesicle-mediated transport, Golgi to endoplasmic reticulum; endoplasmic reticulum to Golgi vesicle-mediated transport; regulation of ER to Golgi vesicle-mediated transport. NCBI's taxonomy places the organism in Eukaryota, Metazoa, Chordata, Mammalia, Lagomorpha, Ochotonidae. Bases 127 to 2451 code for a protein of 774 amino acids.
GUGACAGGAAGUCGCCGUGUCGCUCGUCCCCGGGGCCAGCGAGGCGGGGCCGGUCGCGGUCGCUGUUCGGAGACUCGGGGAGCCACGCUGGCUGCUAAUGGAAGCGAGGACGCGCGCGAUGACAGGAUGUCCCCCGAGCGCUCAGACGCCGGGAGCUCCGGUGACAUAAAUGUUGUAGCUCUUGUUGAAAAUGAACAAGGCAGUGAAAGUGUUGAUAAUGGUGAUCUUGCGGCCUACGUGACUGCAUUCAUAGAGAAGGAAGUUGGAAAUGACCUUCAGUCUUUAAAGAAACUUGAUAAACUCAUAGAACAGAUGACAAAAAAUAAAAUGCAGUUAGAAGAACAGGUACUUACAAUUUCAUCAGAGAUCCCUAAAAGAAUUCAGAGUGCCUUAGAAAAUGCAAAGGAAUCAAAGCAAUUGCUUAAUCAGUUUCUCGAGCAAGAAAACCAUCUCUCGCAGUCCAUCAGCAGUCACCUGCUGACCUCACAGCCCUGGAUGGACGGCCUCGGAGCCAUGAUUAACCAGAUUGAAGAGAUUGAGCGGCAUCUUGCUUACCUUAAAUGGAUUUCACAAAUUGAAGAACUAAGUGAUAAUAUUCAGCAAUACCUGAUGACCAAUAAUGUACCAGAGGCGGCCUCUACUCUGGUGUCUAUGGCGGAACUUGACAUCAAGCUUAAGAAAUCAUCCUGUUCUCAUCUCCUUAGUUUCAUGAGAGCCACCAUUAAAUUCUGGCAUAAAAUUCUCAAGGACAAGCUUACGAGUGAUUUUGAAGAGGUUUUAGCACAGCUGCAUUGGCCAUUCGUCACACCGCCCCAGUCUCAAGCUGGCGGCUCGAGUCGCCCUGCCAGUGCCCCUGAGACAUACAGCAACCUGGAGACGCUCUUCUGCCAGCUUCUGAAACUACAAACCUCAGAUGAAUUACUCGCAGAGCCGAAACAGCUCCCGGAGAAGUACGCCCUUCCUGCCUGCCCUGCUGUCAUCCUGCCCAUCCAGAUCAUGCUGACGCCCCUUCAGAAGAGGUUCAGGUAUCACUUCAAAGGCAACCGGCAGACUAAUGUCAUGAGCAAGCCUGAAUGGUACUUGGCUCAGAUCCUUCUGUGGAUUGGAAACCAUGCUGAGUUUCUGGAUGAAAAGAUUCAGCCAAUAUUAGACAAAGCGGGCUGUUCAGUAAAUGCAAGGCUCGAGUUUUCCCGGGGUCUGCUGCUGCUGGUUCUGGAGAAGUUAGCUGCUGACAUCCCUUGUCUGCUCUAUGAUGACAGUCUCUUCUGCCAUUUGGUGGAUGAAGUCCUCCUGUUUGAGCGGGAGCUGCACAGUGUCCAUGGCUAUCCUGGCACCUUCGCCAGCUGUCUGCAUAUUCUGUCAGAGGAGACCUGUUUUCAGAGGUGGCUGACUGUGGAGAGAAAAUUUGCUCUUCAAAAAAUGGACACCAUGCUUUCUUCAGAGGCUGCGUGGGUAUCCCAGUAUAAGGAUAUUACUGAUGUGGAUGAAAUGAAAGUUCCAGACUGUGCGGAAACAUUUAUGACUCUUCUCUUGGUUAUAACUGACAGGUAUAAGAAUCUCCCCAUGGCUUCCCGGAAGCUGGAGUUCCUGGAGCUACAGAAGGACUUGGUCGAUGACUUCAGGAUACGACUGACGCAGGUGAUGAAGGAGGAAAGCAGAGCUCCCCUGGGCUUCCGGUACUGUGCCAUCCUGAACGCCGUGAGCUACAUCUCAGCAGUCCUGGCGGACUGGGCUGACAACGUGUUCUUUCUACAGCUGCAGCAGGCAGCACUGGAAGUCUUGGCGGAGAGUAAUUCUCUCAGUAAGUUGCAGCUGGGACAGCUCGCGUCUAUGGAGAGCUCCGUUUUUGAUGACAUGAUUAACCUCUUGGAGCGUCUGAAGCAUGACAUGUUGACUCGCCAAGUAGACCACGUUUUUAGAGAAGUGAAAGAAGCCGCGAAACUGUACAAAAAAGAAAGGUGGCUGUCCUUGCCCUCUCAGGCCGAGCAGGCAGUCAUGUCCCUGUCCAGUUCCGCCUGCCCGCUCUUGCUUACUCUGAGAGACCGUUUACUUCAGCUGGAGCAGCAGCUCUGCUUCUCCUUAUUCAAAAUCUUUUGGCAAAUGCUCGUAGAGAAGCUGGAUGUAUACAUCUACCAAGAAAUCAUCCUUGCUAAUCACUUCAACGAGGGAGGUGCAGCCCAGCUACAGUUUGAUAUGACCCGGAAUCUCUUCCCACUGUUUUCUCACUAUUGCAAGAGACCAGAAAAUUAUUUUAAACAGGUCAAAGAGGCCUGUAUUGUUUUGAAUUUGAGCAUUGGUUCCGCACUGCUCCUCAAAGACGUGCUGCAGUCAGCCUCCAGUCAGCUGCCCGCCACCGCCGCCCUCAAUGAACUUGGCAUCUACAAACUGGCUCAACAAGAUGUGGAGAUUUUACUUAACUUGAGGACAAACUGGCCCAACACUGGGAAAUGAUGUGUCUUCAGAAAAAAACUAAUAACAACGUUUUUUUAAACAAAGAGGAAGUCUGUUGGCCUUUUAAUUGUAUGAUGAAAUUCUAAAUUAAUGAAACUGGGCAAAUGAAAGUUUUAGAAUCAUUUAUUAUUAUCCUGGAUUUAGGGCAUUAUUAAAAUGAUGACCAUAUUUUCUCAGUCCUCUUGUUCCUAAGAAA